Molecule: messenger RNA, 759 nt
Organism: Zea mays
Lineage: Eukaryota; Viridiplantae; Streptophyta; Magnoliopsida; Poales; Poaceae
Product: chloroplast chaperonin 10
Exons: 6
Coding region: 103-516 (137 amino acids)
Cellular component (GO): mitochondrion; chloroplast
Molecular function (GO): protein-folding chaperone binding; protein folding chaperone; metal ion binding
Source: RefSeq, a predicted model, not a curated record
CCAACAGCAGAUAAGGAAACGCACGCGCCGCGACGCAACUAUCAAGCCAUUCGUCCCUGUGGAAGUUUCCACACUCCCUUCCCUUCCCUUGUACCCACUCCAAUGGCGCCCUCCCUCCUGGCCGCCGUCUCCGCCUCGCCCUUCCUCCUACCCGGCAGCAGCGGCAUCAGCCGCAGGCCACUGGGCGCUGCCCCAACCCGCCGGGCCGGACUGCGCGUGGCCGCGCUUAAGUACGACCCUGCUAAGGGGCAGGUGGCACCGCAGAACGACCGGGUGCUCGUCCGUCUUCAGCAGAUCCCUGAGAAAUCUGCUGGUGGUGUAUUGCUACCGAAAUCUGCUGUUAAGUUUGAGAGGUAUCUGAUGGGUGAGAUUCUAUCGGUUGGUGCUGAUGUUAGUGAAGUUGAGGCUGGGAAGAAGGUUCUCUUCUCAGACAUCAAUGCUUACGAGGUGGACCUUGAUACGGAUGAGAAGCACUGCUUCUGCCGGGAGUCAGAUUUGUUAGCUGUAGUUGAAUGAAUUUUACCAUGAAAAUUACAGACUUACUUGCCCAUGCUCCAACUGCAUGGACUUAUCUUGCACCUACUUUGUUGUACUUGAACUCGGCUUCUAGAUGAGUGUUAGUUAUCAUUGUAUUUUGGCCGCAAUAAACAGGAAUCGUGUCAAUGCCCCCAUUUCUUUACAGCACGCUCUCAUAAAGCGCUUAGAUUUUGAUAGGAAAGCGUGAACGGAACAUGAAAGCUGAAAUGCUUACAUUGUUCA